Molecule: messenger RNA, 5573 nt
Organism: Monomorium pharaonis (pharaoh ant)
Lineage: Eukaryota; Metazoa; Arthropoda; Insecta; Hymenoptera; Formicidae
Gene: Arp5
Product: actin-related protein 5
Exons: 7
Coding region: 255-2279 (674 amino acids)
Biological process (GO): regulation of DNA-templated transcription
Cellular component (GO): cytoplasm; Ino80 complex
Source: RefSeq, a predicted model, not a curated record
UGGCGCUGAUGCUAGUCAAAUAUCGGUCGCGGUUCCUCAUAGAUAGGUUAUGUUAUCCUGUUGAAUCAGUUUGUUUAUUGGGAAGUUGCAGUUUCGUCAACUCCGUGUAUUUUGGAGGCAACAAAAGUUUGAUUAAUACACAAUUUUUAAUUCUGAGACAAGACAUAUCAUCGUUCUACACAAUCAUCGAUUUCUGAUUUUUCUCAUAUAGUUGUUAAUAGUGGCUAAAUAUAAAGUGUAUCUCAAGCUGAAGAAUGGAAAUAGAAUUGAUUGAAUUAAAAGAUAUAAAAGCCGUACAGGACAUAAUACACCUUUAUCCGGAACGAGUAAAAUCCGAACAUAUACCACUCGUUAUUGACAAUGGAUCCUACAACUGCAGAGUUGGUUGGGCUACGGAAAAGGAACCGCAACUGAUAUUCAAAAAUCUCAUAGCGAAACCAAGGAAGGAACGUGGCAAAAAAGAUGGAGAACCUCAAGUAGGAAAUGAUAUAGCAAACAUCGAAGCUGUUCGAUUUCAAUUAAAGACUCAGUUUGACCGAAAUGUCGUGACACAUUUUGAGGCCCAGGAACAGAUAUUUGAUUACACGUUUGCACAUAUGGGUAUAGAUACAGAUGGCGUAAACCAUCCAAUUAUAUUGACAGAAGCAUUUCUCAAUCCCAAUUAUUCUCGUAACUUGAUGGCAGAAUUAUUGUUUGAAUGUUACAAUGUACCAUCAGUAGCAUAUGGAAUUGAUAGUUUGUUUUCGUACCAGCAUAAUAACUGCCCACCUGAUGGCCUAAUAGUUAGCGUAGGGUAUCAUACAACUCACAUAAUACCAAUACUGGAUGGGAAAGCGGAUGCCACAAAUGCGAGAAGAAUUAACAUUGGUGGAUAUCACAUCACAUCGUAUAUGCAUAAACUCCUCCAAUUGAAAUAUCCGGUGCACGUCAAUGCAAUAACGCUCAGUCGAGCAGAGGAAUUAAUACACGAACAUUCGAUGAUUGCUUUAAACUACCAGCAAGACUUAUGCAAGUGGGCAGAUGUAGAUUACUAUGAUACACAUGUUUUACGAGUGCAAUUACCAUAUAUUGCGCCUGCUACUGCUCCUGGUUUAACGCUUGAGCAGCAGAAAGAAAGAAAAAGAGAAUUAGCACGACGACUAAUGGAAAUUAAUGCAAGAAAGAGAGAAGAAAGAUUAGCAGAAGAUGAAGAACAACUUAAUCAAUUGCUAGCAGUCCAAGAUCUUCUAGAAGAAGGCGAAAUCGACGAAUUUGACCAGGCAUUGAAAUCUUAUUCUCUUGCAAAUGAAGCUGAUUUAAUAAAAAUGAUUAAUAAUCUACAAGCGAAAGUGGAAAGAACUAGACAGAAAAUCGUCGCUGCUAACUCGCAAGAGGAAAAUAUUGUGAUGGAAGAAAAACCUAAAAUUAAAUCAAGUCUUCAACCUAAGGAUCAACAGGAUUUCGACGAAUGGAUUGCUGGAGUUCGAAAGAAGAGACAAGAAAUAUUAGACAAACGCAUGGCAAAAAGACAACGAAGACAAGACAUGGCAAAGCGACGAACAGCUGCCGCACAGGAGAGGAUGCGUAUAAUUAGUCAGUUAGCGAAAAAGGAAAAGCGCGAUGACGAUUUUGGUAUGCGAGACGAAGAUUGGGACGUGUACAAAGUUAUAAAUAGGGAAGGUGGCGAUUCAGAUUCAGAAUUGGAACAGGAGAAACUAUUAGAAUUGGAAGAUGUUUUACGUCAUCAUGAUCCAGAAUUUGAUAGUGCUGGAUCUAGUGUCCCUAUGGUUCCUGGUGAAACCCACCAACUUCAUGUAGGCGUAGAACGUUUACGGACACCAGAAUUGUUGUUUCAACCAUCUAUGAUUGGUUCUGUAGAAGCUGGAAUUGCCGAGACAAUCGAAUUUGUUUUAAAACAGUACGCUCUCGAAGAGCAAACACGUCUUGUAAGUAACGUUUUUCUUACCGGUGGAUCGACAGCUUUCCCAGGUUUGUUGGACAGAUUAAAACGUGAACUACGUGAAAUGAGACCUUUCGGGUCGAACUUUCAAGUGAACAUCGCAAAAAAUACCAGCUUGGAUGCUUGGUACGGUGCAAGAGACUUCGGUUUAAAUGGUAAUUUUCCUGAGUACUUGGUCAGUCGUAAAGAAUACGAAGAGAAAGGUGGAGAAUAUUUCAAGGAACAUUCGACAAGUAAUACUUACACCCGAUCACCUGAUCCUUUGCCGAUGAUACAAGUGCCUGUAACAUCAGAGCAAGUAAUCGUAGAGGAUGCCGUAGUGGAUGUGGAAAUUGAAUAAAAGUAUUUAUAUUUAAUUAUAAAUAAAUUUAUAAUUCGAAAGUUUUAAUUUGAAUAUUAAUAUAUAUUAGACAUAAUUAAAUUUCAGAAAAACCGACAUAUGAGUAACGAACAAAAAAAUACGUGAUUUGAGAUUUUUAUAUUUCAUUUUCUAAAAUAUUAAUAACAGUUUUUAUAUAUUAUUUAGAAACACAUAAUCUGUACAAAGAUUUAAUAGUGAAAAGCAUAAAAUAAAUAUAUCAAAAUCUAAAUUUUUUGAAAAUAUUCUUACUAAUUUUCUUUUAGUUGUAAAAAUAAAUUUAUAUUAAUAAAAAAACAUUUAACAAAUAUUAUUAUUAAUAUUUAAUCGUAAGCUUUAAUUUCAGCGUUAUAUCGAUUUUGUAUAUCAGUUAAUUUGUCAGUUAAGUUGUAUAUUGUUAAUUUGUAAAAUUGGGUUAAGUCCGACCAACUUUAUAACAUAAAAAUAUUUUCAAAUAUUUUCAUUAUAAUACAAUAUAAAAAAAUUAUGCUGUUGGACAAUGUGGACAAUAAUUAGGCGAAUAAAAUCAUGUAUUUGUUUUUGUUCGCUACUGUAUAUGAGAAAUUUUAAAUACUUACCUUGUCAGCAGAUUUUAGCCAAAUAUUUGUAUAUAAAGUAUAUAUCUGUGUGUGUGUGUGUGUGUGUGUGUAUGUGUGUGUGUGUGUGUGUGUGUAUGUGUGUGUGUGUGUUUGUGUGCAUACAUAUAUAUGAAUAAUAGACUUUAUUAUUGAAUGGAUAUCAAAUAUGACCAUUUUUGUUCAUGAAUACCUACUUUAUUACACAAGUAUUUCUGUUUGUUCAUUUUAUUACGAACAAACUACAUUGUAGUCUGUUUGCUGAUCACAAUAUACAGUUCCCAAACAUCGCAUUUCGCCAUUCAACACAAUUACGCGGGAUACGUUUUUACUUUUCUUAUUUCUCGAGGACAAUUCGACAUCGGCUUCCGGGCGUUUUUCGUGUAGCCUAAAAAAUUAUGAAAGUGAUCCCUCACCUUAGCGAUAAGAUUGAUUUUACAGCAACCUCAGAUUACAAAUCUCCGAGCUCGAUUCGCGAGAGCUUAAGCUAACAUCACAAUAUAAUAAUACACUGAAAUCAUCGAGGCCCCAUAGGCAGUUACAACUAACACUACUAAUUCUUGCGCAACGCGUAUCAAUAAAGGAACCCAUACCGCGACGUAACGCAUUAAUUUUCGCAAUUGCUCGAAUCUAAUCUGACAUAAAAUAAGAAAAAGAAAAGCUUAUAUCGUGCCCGAUGACAUCACAAACUCUUAGAUCACAAGUGCACAGCAUUUGUUCAUAGUACAUAUUUGAUCUUAAAAGAAAUUCUGUGUUUUAUACAAUAUUGCGUAAUCACAAUUUGCAUAAAAUACAGUUACAAAUGUACGUGAUGUAUACAUUGUCAUAAUAUAUAGAACAUGUUUUUUAUAGAGUUUCCUUUGCAUAAAAUACAUGUUUUGCUUUUACAUAGACAACGUGCUGAAAUAAAUUGGGAUACAUAUAAAUACUUUCUAUUAAAACGAUACAACGUAAAUAAUCUAAUAUAUUAAAAGCGUACAAUGUUUCGAAUAUUAUAAAGCAAACGAAAAUUAUAAAGCUCAUUACAAAAUUAAUAUAACCCUUAAGACAAUCUUUCUGUAAAAUAAUAAAGCUAAAAACAAAAAUAUAUAUGUAUAUUCACAUAAUAAUUGAUGAUCUAUUUUAUGCCACGUUUAUCACACGUAAUCAUGUAAUGAGCUUACAUCGAAUUUACAGACGUGUUUAUUUCGUUCGCAAGAUUCACCGAAGAAUUAUGUACCUCGACACAGCGCAAAAAAGAAAACUUCAUUUAAAUAUCCUUUACAACUAUCACAGUUUGAGGUCGCUGCAAAUCAAUGUCUCUCGCCUGUUACGACGCACUAUAUCUUAUGAAAUUUUCAUUCAGUGAAUGGAAGGAUAGGUGUGGAGGACACUUGGGUUUCGUUUACAAUAAGAUUGAGGUAGAAUCCAAUCUGCAAAUAAAUACAACUUUUGAUCCGCAUAUAUGCUAUAAGUGAGGGGCUACUUCCGUCAACAAUAAUGUAACAGUAAUUAAAAAUAUAUGUAGCAUUAAAAUGACGCCGCGAUAACGAUGAUGAUGAUAAUGAUCAUAAUGAUGACAGAGAUUAACAAUAAUCAUAAUGAUGAUCAUAGUAAUAAUAAUGAUAAUAAUAGAAGAAUGAAAAGUAAUAAUAAUUCACAAUAAUAACUAGUACAACAACGGUUAAUGUUUUCCUGCAAUAUAAUGGCUGUAUGCAUUUAUAUAUAUUUAUAUAUAUACAUAUAUAUUUAUGUAUAUGUAUAUCGUAUUCGUAUGGUGGGGCAAAGAUUGACAGCUAUGUACAAUACAUGCUUGCCUUAGUUGUACCAUUUUUAUAUAUUAUAUGUACCUAUACCCUCCGCGUUAAUUACGUGACAAUAAUAAUAAUAUUCCGAUAAUGAUAAUAAUCAAAAUAAUUACAAUAAUAAUCGUAAUUAUAUUAGUAUCGUUUGCUCAUAAAAUAUCCUAUAUGUAACAUGUACCUGCAAUAAUAACUAGGUAUGCAGUAUGUACGUAAGGAGGAUGUGUUCGGAUAGGAUAUGUCGAUAAAAACUAUGGUAUACCAAGCGUUAACUUUUUAUUAUCUCUGCUAUCGUUUGUCUCGUUUCUUGUUAUUUUUUUUUUUUUUUAAUCGUUUUUCGCAAAAUUCGACUAUUACAAAAGUGCACGUUACUCGCGAUUCUUACACUUUAUACGUACAUACAUAAAUCGGCGUAGAUCUACCUACUUUUCUUCAUUGUCGUUUAUAUUAGUUCGGUAGCGUUAUUUAUUAUUUUCUUUCAGUUAUACAUAUAUACUUUUAUUCUCCCUUAACGGAGCGCUACGAUAUCCCCUUGUUUACACCAUACAUACAUACGUACGUACAUACAUACACACACUGGCGGGUGUAUAUAACACGUGACAUGAUACUUUCUACGCAUUGACGGUAAAUAGAUAUAUCUUAUCGUCGUAUCAUAAUUUUGUUCCUCCUUGUGAUUUUUAAAACGUGAUAUUGCUGACGCGGAUAUACGUUAAAUACCGCGGCAAUCCACUCGCUUUCCCCUACCCACCCCAAGUUAUUCGUCAAGGAUUUGACGACACGCAAUUCCGGACUUGCUUUCGUUCUUUUUUUUUUUUUUUUAAUAUCAAGGCUUUAGGCACCGUUCAAAAACUCGAGUUGAGAGAAUUAUUAGCGAUAGAGAAGAACUUACGCUUGUACUUACGGCCUGGUGACUCUUAGCA